Molecule: messenger RNA, 5476 nt
Organism: Zerene cesonia (dogface butterfly)
Lineage: Eukaryota; Metazoa; Arthropoda; Insecta; Lepidoptera; Pieridae
Exons: 8
Coding region: 31-3843 (1270 amino acids)
Biological process (GO): imaginal disc-derived wing hair organization
Cellular component (GO): cell cortex
Source: RefSeq, a predicted model, not a curated record
GGUGGUCGGCCGGCGGGAGGGAGGGCUAGCAUGGCCGCCCUGCUGCUGCUGGUGACAGCCGCAGCCGCCGCCAGCCUCGGCGAUCUCACGCGAAGGGAGACUGGCGAUGUGUUCACUAUACUUGGCGACGAAUGCGGACCAGCACAAUGCGCAGAGCACGGCGCAGGUGCGGCGAACUCUAAAGACGCAUCAAUUGCCGGCGGCUGCGCCUGCGCGUGCCCACAACGCGCACCGCUGUUUAGAGAAGAUCGGGAACUAUGCGUUGAUGACCUACCAGAAUGUGCCUUGGCAACUUUUGGCACUGGGAACGCGCUACAACGCAUUCCAUUUGUAUUUUUGCCUUUGAAAGGUCAAAUAAUCCAUCCAUCGCGUGAAAUAACGUUUAAGAAUGUCAAAACGCCUAUUUGCGCGGUAUCCGGGGCUCAAUUUCUUACGACGAAAGGAUUUUUGGACCUUCGUAAUACGCUGGACGCGGAUGUGCCAUUUAGUCUUUUUAGAGAUGAGGGUAGAACAUUUUUGCAGUGGAGCGGCGAGGACGAGGUGCGCGCGCGCAUGUCGGGGCGGGUGAUGGUGGUGCGGCUGCUGUGCCGCGACGUGGCCGCCGCGCCCUCCUCCCCGCUCGACCUGCGCGGCGUGUUCACGCCCUGCGUCGCCUUCAGGGUGCAGGGCACUCCGCCGCGACACGCUACCAAUAUAACUGAAGUGCAAUUUACACCAAACGCGCAGACAUCCGAUUCCAGUGCAUCCUCUGGAUUGAGCGCCAGCGAAUACAUAGCAAUAGGCAUCAGCUCCUUACUACUUGGGCUUAUCUAUGUAGCAUCAGUCUUUCUCUAUUUACACAUUCGCAAGAGGCGAAAAGUAGCAUCUGAAGAAAGCAGCCUUCGAAGAAUUAAAGGAUUAAAGAAGAAGGAUGGAACCAUUACAGUCGAUCGUGAUAUACUUAGAAUAAAUAAUGAACGUGUCCAAACAAUAUCUAAUGCAAUGGGACAAGACGAUGGUGUCAUCAAAAACAAUCCACUUCUAUCAGUUGGCAGACCCUUUAGUGAUAAAAUCAAUUUCACAAGCGAUUCUGGCAGUAAUCUAUCAGAUUCAGAAGACAUGCCUGAUAGCAGUAUUCGCAGCGAAGAAAAUGUAUUUAAUAAAAGAACGACGUCAGCAAUUAUCCAUCUCCAUAAUGAAGGAUUAAAGAGUCAAUAUGAGGGUAUGGAAGUUAAUCAUCGCGAUGAGUCAGGUAUAGAACGACUUCCAGAUGAACACGUUUCUAUUGUUGAAACUAUUGAAGACCGAGAAAUAACUAGACCUGUUGGUACUACACGACGAAAACUGUACUUUAAUCCAGCUUACUUUGAACCACAGUUUAUGGUUGAUCCACCAGCAGCCGCACUGGAAUUUCUAUCUAAAAUCAGGGAAGUUAUAUCAAUAGCAAAACAAAAAAUGGCAGCCAAACGUUUCCACCCUGUUCUAAAUGAAAUACCAGAAGAAGAAACCUAUCCGUCCAAUGCAAACAGCAUUGACCUUUACCAUGGACUUGGUAGUCAACGUAGUGGGAGCGUAGUGAGUCUUAAAAGAGAAAAUAGUCGGCGAAGAUCAUCUACCUGUUUAGGUUGUCCAGGUUGCAAAUCUGAUAACAGCACAGUAAACGUGAUUAAAUAUGACAUCCCUAAUUGUAAAAACUGUCUUCAUUCAAAAGGCGAUAAGCAAAGUAGCAUUCGCAAAUGGUUGGAAAAUAUUCCAAAUGGACCAGAAGAAGUUAAUGAAGACUUUGAUAAUAAUUCCAGAAUUUUAGCAAAAUCAUUAUCAUCAUUACCAAUAGCCGCUUGUCGCAAUAAUAUUAGAAAACAAUACAGUUUUUCGGAGAGCCACUCUCUAUAUUCCAACGAAAAUAUGACCCCCUCGAAGAAAUGUGCUUCUAGGUCGGUAAGAUCAGAGCCGUCUACAAAAAAUUAUAAUAUACCGCUACCUGAAUUUGAAGGCGCCACUUGUGAAGAUAACAUUGUUACAAAGAAAAUAGUGCAGUCGAUUAAUUUUGAUGAUUAUAGACCGAAUAGUUGCGGAAGUAAGAGUUCUUGUAAACGUAGAAACACAUUAAUCAAUAACAAAAACUCUCUUCCGGACAUGGUAAACGACGCUAUGGCUUUAGACAAUUUUUCAAAGUCGUACAACCAAAGCAGUUCUGAUGACGAAAUGCUUACUGAGAAUUUAGAUAACGAUGCCACAGAGAAAGCCUUUAAUCAUAGUUCUGAAAGCCCAACGGCAAAUGAUUAUGAAACUGAUAGUUUAGAACGUUCUUCAAACAAAAAGAAUUUAUCAACCCCAACGGAAUUUCUAGAAGUUCCUUCUUCACAGGCUAGUCCAAGUUUAAGCAAUGCAUUACCAUUAGAAGAAGAACUUACCAUGAGAAAUGCUGUAUAUAAAUCAAACUCCAUGAGCGAGAGUAAUACCCCUUCACCAGAUGUGGAGGUAGGAGUGAAUCAAAAUCAUUACGAAACUAUUGACAUAAAGAAAAAUACUGGACUAAAAGACGCAGAUAAAAGUUUUGGUGUCAAUUACAGUCUAGUGAGCGAAGUUUAUGUUAAUAACAGCUACAAUUUUGGGAGUGCUCCAACAUCACCUAGCGGAUCUGAGAGCUCCAUUGGAAGUCGUAAAUUAAUCGCACUGCAAAAUGUUGAAGAGAAGCCAGGCUGUUUAACAAUAGAAGUGAAAGAUCCUCCAGAGAACUACAUACGUAUUCACGAAUCAGAUGGCUUUGAACCCGAUACUUUGGAUAGAAAACAUCCUAAACAUAAGGAGUCGUUGGAAAAUGUACAGUUUAGUAGGAGGGAUCUAAUUAAAAAUCUUGCCAGCCCAAACAUUAAGAACAGCCAACGAAUACAAUUAAGAAGCAGUGGUACAUUUGUAAAGAACACUCAUAAAAUCGACCACAACCCAAAAUUUAAUAGCUUGCGUGGUGACUAUGAAUGCAACAAAAUAAUUCAAACAAGACCUAAAAUAGCACCGAAUAUGUUUUCAACUAAUUCACAAGAAGAUACUUCAGAUAAAAGUUGGGAAGACUCAGGUGGAUGGACAUCGGAAGAAGGAAGAAUAUUAACAUUAGAAUUAAGGCAUUCUAAACGGCAGCGUCAGUGCACACCACCCACAGCAAAGCAAUUCAAAAGUUUAGCGAGGCCAGACAUUCUCCCUCCAUUACCACCAACCGAAGACUCUAUUUAUGAGAAACCAGUAAUCCCUCCAAGAAGAGUAGAAAAUUGCACAGUAGAAGUAGAUGUGCCUCAAAAAUGCCUCAGUGACAGAAGUCUCAGUCCAAGCGAAUUAAAAAUAUCCAGUGAGGAUUCUAAUGUACAAAGUAAUAUUCCGAAAAGUAUAAAUGAAGGACCUUCAUGUAGUCCAAUACAUGCCUCAAUACAAUCACAUCCUACAGAUUAUGAGGAUAUCAAAGCUGUCAAUUCUAUAAAUUGUGUAUCCCUCUCCAUAGAAGCUUGUAGAAAUUCAACGAGACGCAAUUCAUCAAGAAGUUCUAGCGGGAUUAACACACAUACAUUCGUUAAAGAUACAAAAUUUGAUAAAGCUAAACAGCGAAGGAAGAAAGGACUGAGUAUUGAAGAUUCUGGUUAUCUCAGUAGCGACUCUACGAGUUCCAGACAUUUCCAAAGAAAGUUAGUUAUAGCGAAAUUAGCUAGUUGUAGUGACAGUGAUGACACUGGAAAUGAAGCUAGAAGCGAGUCCGGUGCUGAAAGUGUGGAAACACAUUCAGUUUAUUUCGGCAGUUUUAGAAAUUUACCACAAAGAGCUGAAAACAGCAACAUUAAAAGUGCUAGAAGUAACAAAGUGAAAGUUAAAAACUAAACUGUGUUGAAUGGACCAAGUGCAAUAAAUUGACGUCAUUGUGAAUAUGUGCAAUAAAUAUAUUAUAGUUUUUGGUAAUAUUUUCUACUAGUUUUAAAUAAAUUAUGAUAUAAUUAUAAUAUUUUUUACCCAUAUAAUGGAUUAAAUCCGAGGUUACUGGGUGUUGUUAAGAUGUAUAAAUAUUCGUAUAGAGAAAAAUGUAAUAUAAUGCUAUAUUUAUUUAGAAUACUUUAAUUGUUCGAUAUUUCAUAUAUUUAUAUUAAUUAAUUUAAAAAUAGUAUUUUAAAAAAUGAAAUGGCCGGAUGUGCAAUGCAAUAAUAGCGUAAUUAGAUUCUAACAAGGGUAUAAACUUGGUUUUAUUUAAAUAUAAUAUGCAACUAGAAUUAAGGAUGACUAAAAGUCAUUUUAUUAUAAGGGACAUAAGAGAAAUACAUUUUAUACCUAUCUAAUAUAAUAUUUGACUAAUUAUUAAUAUGUAUACUUGUAAAUAAUUGACGUCACUGAGAGUCGGGCGGCAUAAAAUGGCUUCCUUGUACCUGACUUGUAUUGCUCCAGAGAGACGCACAUAGUGCAUUUUAUUCUCUCUGUAAAAACAAGAGCACAUUACGUUAGUGUCAUGUUGGAAAAACGCAAUCAAACCAACGUUGCUGCAAAUAAAAAGGACCAAAAAAUGCUGCUAGUUGCAACAAUUAUCCAUUGGAAUAUUUGCUAACAACAUUGGCUAACAACUGAUUUGCCAAUAAGUACAUAACAUUUUUCUUUAUGACUGUGAGAAAAAAUGUUCGAGCAUUACUUUAAGAUAAGAUUUCUAUUUUUCUACUUCGAAUACAAGAUUCAAGAUCCUUAUCUUUGAUAACCGUUAUUAAAAAAUAUAUCCUAAUUUUCUUUUAAUGGAUGUGUAGUCAUCCAAAUAGUUUUUAAUGUACGGAUUUUUACAGCAUCUCUUUGCAGAGUCAUUAAACGCGCAAUAUCACGGUGAUUACGUUUAUAUUAUUUGGAAUGCUAUUUCAUGGCUAAAUUUAUCUCUUAAUGUUUACCGCCAAUAAAAAAAAAAAAAAACUACCUCUAAAACAUCCAACUUCCCUUAGUUUUCAAUAUUUUUUUUAUAGCAAACAAUUAGGUAUUUGUUUUCUCAACUUAUAGGCAUUUGUUUUGUAAUAAGAAUGAAUAAUCUUUAAAUAUUGAUAACUAUUAACAUUAAAAAAAAAACUGUCUUUGUCAUUUCAUGCUCAAACAUAUAAGAUUGCAUUUUCCAACGUGCAUAUAUAUAGGGUUGUGGGAUGGAUAAUAUUUUUAAAUAUAUAAUUAAUUAAAAUGGAUAUUUAAAACCACAAUAUGAAUUAAGAUAUUAUAAUAUAGCUGAUGAAUGGUGCUAAGCAGGACAAUCGGGUAUUUUUUUAAUUAAAUAUAAUAAUCUUAAAUAAUUAUAAUUUAUAUACCUAAUUUAUUUCUCAGAUAUUAAUGCUCAACUAGCUGCAUAUUUGUAAUUAUAAGUUAUUUUUUUUAAAUAUUUGUAGCAAAAAUAAGUUUUUUUAUGUAGAUAUUUGUUAAAAUACUUGCCUGGCUGCCAGUAUUCUAGUAAUUUCUUGUGGUAAUUUUUACUUUUUAUUGAAAAUAUGAUAAAAUAAAAAUA